AUGUCUCCCAGUGCCACCGUUAUCCUUCUAGGAACAUGCGAUACCAAACUCGAAGAAACGCUCUUGACCCGCGACCAGAUCCUCAGUCACGGUCUCUGCUCUGUGCUCGUCGCGGAUGUAGGCAGGACGCCGACGGUUGCACACAAGAACAUCGACAUCACGAAUCGAGAGCUGCUAGGGCGAUUUGACGGUAUCGUUGAUCUGUCCACACUUCCCAGGGCAGAAUAUAUCAAAAGGAUCAUCUCAUGUGCAGCCUCGCUGGUCAAGAGCUUGUAUCAAUCUGGAGCCAUCCACGGCAUCAUCGGCAUAGGGGGAUCGAGUGGGACGGCGCUCUCGACGGGCGUGAUGCGCCAGGCUCUGCCCAUCGGAUUCCCGAAGCUGAUGGUCUCGACGAUGGCCAGUGGAAAUGUCAAGCCGUACGUCGAGGAGACGGACAUCACCAUGAUGUACAGCGUGGUGGACAUUGUGGGGACGAAUUCCAUCUUGAAUCGCGUUCUGUCUAAUGCUGCUGCCGCGAUUGCUUGUAUGGCUGCGACUUUUGCAGAGAAAACGGCUGCUGCUACGACUGUCUACACGUCUACGCCUGGAACCGGUUCAGCCACUCCUCUCCUGCCCAAGAAGCGGGUCGGAGUGACCAUGUUUGGCGUGACAACGCCCUGCGUGGAUAGAAUCCGAGACUAUCUGGGACAAACCCACGGGUAUGAAGUGUACAUCUUCCAUGCAACAGGAUCCGGAGGGAGGGCCAUGGAGCGACUGAUUUCAGAGCACCAACUCGAUGCUGUGCUCGACAUCACCACCACGGAAAUUGCGGACGCCAUCGUCGGAGGCAUGUUGGCAGCCAGUCCGGACCGAUUAGAAGCAGCUGCAAAAUCGGGAAUCCCUCAAGUCAUCAGCGUGGGAGCGUGUGACAUGGUUAAUUUCGGACCGCCAGACUCGGUUCCGGUAAAGUUCAGCGGAAAAAGCAGUGGCAAAGAUCAUGGUAGAUUACUCUACGAGCACAACCCGUCGGUGACAUUGAUGAGGACUACGCCGGAUGAAUGUAGACAGAUCGCCAGGUUUAUCGCCCAGAAGCUCCUACUGGCAUCACGCCCGGAGAUGGUCCGAGUAGUGCUGCCCACCGGCGGGGUUAGUAUGAUGGACACACCCGGCCAGCCGUUCUAUGAUCCGGAAGCCGAUGCGGUUCUGUUUUCGACAUUGGAGGAAGAAUUGGCGGGGAGUAGGAUCCAAGUGAUUCGCGCUGAGCAAGCCAUCAAUGAAGACGGGUUUGCAGUGUUGGUAGCAGAGUUACUGGUUGGACUGGUCGAAGAAAAGGCGUCUCAUGUCAGAUAG
Monascus purpureus is the source of this 1329-nucleotide messenger RNA. Lineage: Eukaryota; Fungi; Ascomycota; Eurotiomycetes; Eurotiales; Aspergillaceae. The record is from the annotation of a GenBank genome assembly.